AUGGCGACAACACAGCGCCCUAGGCAGCUUACCGCAGUCGCAGCUUCUGCAACAACCACGGACACCGUGACUGAAACCAUCAGCGCCCAGAUAGUACAGAAGCUGCUCCUUGGAUCUCUGAGUUCGGUGGCCUUUCUCAGGGAUCUAUUUGACGACCAUGUCUUCGAGAACACCCACGUUGACUCCUUGCUGCCUUUCGGUGAUCAGUCUCGUCUUGUCACUGGACGAUCUCUUCAUAGGACCGGGAGUGCUGGAGCUGCCAUGAAUAUCAUCCAGCGCGGCCGUAGCGCUAACUCGGACACGCUACUAGACUGGCUUGAGAAAGGUGCUGCCGAUGCUAUCGUUCGGAAAGCCCUCCGAGCACUGCAACUCAACAUUUUUGAGGACCCUGAACAUCCCGAGCAUGUUCUUGAAUCUUACACCUUCACCUUCACGUACCGCAAGAAUGCGAGACACGGUGAUGUUACCCUCGGCUUCCAGGAUCCUAAGGGGGGUCGAAUGACACUUCAAGCGGCUCGUCAUUCAUUGCAUGCUUUCUUUCGACGAGUGGUUACUGUAUGCAAUGAUUUGCCUCCACUUCCUAGACGCCGAUAUCUCGCCAUGCAACUGUACUAUACCGAAGACUGUGACCCCAGCUAUCAACCAGCAGGCUUUGAACCAUACAGCAAUGAUAGCCUGUACUUUCCGUCGAACAAUGGCUGGAAGCGAACUUCCAUGUCCUUUGGCAAAUGCUACUCAGGCCAUCACGGGGUAAAUCUCAAUCUGUCCUACUCGUUUCCCGAUCCCUCUAGGAUGCAUAGCAAUGUUCAAGGGCGGGGGGACACCUUUAAGAUGCCAGAUAUCCCUGAGGGCCUGAAAUACGGCGACAAGGUAUCUAGCGAUAUGGAUAUCGACUUCGGCCACGAUGCCAUGGGAAGCCAGUCACAAAUGCAUACUGGCGAUCUUCAACGACAAAUUCCCAGCAACGUUGCAAUGCCACCACCCACUCAACAGCAACUGGGAGAGGGUGAUCACCUUCGGUACAAUGCCCAAGCUCAGUCGUCUCAGGCUUCACGAUACCCUGUUUCUACAGGAAAGAAAGCAAUCCAGCCUGAAAGCCAGAGUAAUACCCCCUAUCACCGUCCAAUCGAUGAUAUGGUCGUUCCGGCGUCUCAGCUGGAUGAAUUUACACCGACUCAAGAUACUGUGAAGAGGAUCGAAGUUGGCUUGGCCAAAGAAUUACAGGCAGCCGAGUCAGUGCACCUCGGAGGCGAUACUCAAGAGAUGGUGAUUGAUCCGUCAACUCAGAUCUCACGUCCGUCGGAAGGGCGUCUGAGACUGAUGUCUAGUAUCGUUGAAGACCUUCAAGGACUACAGCUAGGUCUGCAGGGUCGUUCGAUUCAAUGCGCCUUCUGCUACAAACAUCAGCACACCGAGUGUUAUGGCUUUCAUGGCACUAAUGACCCAAAGAUUCCAAACCCUCAUGCAUGCUACGAAUGUCUCCUAAGACAGAAGGAUCCCAGUCUUCUCAGCGAGAUCUGUAAUUUGGCUCUUCUUCGCAAAGCAGUCAAAGUCAUAGACACCGAAGGAUACCACACUCAGGCUUCUUUUUCCAGAACCCUCGAAUGCGAUCUCAGAACCGCUGCCUCGGCUUUCAACCAGCUUCGCGAAAAGGGAUUCAUUGUGAGCACAUCGGGCUCCAAGAGCAAAGGGUUCCCCAAGACUGGACUGUCCAAGUUUCAGAUCACCUCAGCCGAACACAAGCUGGCCUCCAUGCGAGCUGAGCUGUUCAACCCUGAAGUGAAGGUUGGCCAUCUGUUCGAGCCCGUUCCAGUCGCCGAGCACGAGGAGAUUAGUCAAUUCCCACGACCUCCAGAGCUCACACAGCCAGUGACUCCACAUGGGCAAGUGAUACCACCGUUUCUCGACCUGCCUCCUCGUUCGUCGGCUGUUUCUACCGGUGAAACGACCAUCACUGGAACUCUCAGCACGCCUGUCCACCGACCACAACAGAUGCCCGUGAUGCAGCAGUCACGGAAAGUGGUCUUCAAGUAUUCAAUUGGUUCGAAGAGGCUCAGGCAAGGUGGUACGGCGUCUGCGGGAGGACCAAACGUAGGACCCCCUAGGAAACGAAUGAGAACGAGAUCAAGCCGUACGGGAACAGCUCUCAAUGUUGGGUUUGGGACACCAACAUUGAAGACUCCCUAGGGGACGCUACUGCUGCGGCCUACGAACUGAAAUGGUUCACAAAGGUGGUAGAUCGGGAACUAGCUAAUAACGUUUUUUCCCGUCUUUGCGCAACUAAUAUGGAAAAUGAAAAAUGGCACAAGCAACGGCAGGUAUGGAGAAGUAUGGGUCAAGGG
Eremomyces bilateralis CBS 781.70 is the source of this 2342-nucleotide messenger RNA. RefSeq names its product DNA-binding protein. Lineage: Eukaryota; Fungi; Ascomycota; Dothideomycetes; Eremomycetales; Eremomycetaceae. The coding region runs from base 1 to 2187 and encodes 728 amino acids. The record is from RefSeq and is a predicted model, not a curated record. The transcript is spliced from 8 exons.